CCCGGAGCGCCCGCCUUGCACCGCGUCCCCUCGCGCACCACAGUGGGCGCGGGGCUCCAGGCGGCCCCCUGUGCCCGGCUGGCACAGCGGUGCAGGAUAAGCCUUCGGGGUCCCGAGCUGGGUGCGGGCCGCUGGGGGCUGCGGGGCCUCUGGAAGGGGCGGGCUCCCUGCAACCAGGAAGCCCGGAGCCGCCCAGGAAUCUUGGCUCGGCCCGCGCUCGUUUCCUCCCCGCCCGCCAGGCGCGAUCCCCGGGCAGACGCCGCGCUCGCUCGCACCAUGCGCCCGCUGCUCUGCGCGCUGGCCGGGCUCGCUCUGCUCCGCGCGGCUGCUGAGCCUCUCAGUGCCUCCCAAGGAGACCCAGCUUGGAGCACAGGCUGUGACAGACUUGUGGCUGUCCAGAGUCGCUUAGACGUCAUGGAGGAGACGGUGGAGAAGACCACAGAGCACCUGGAGGCCCAGGUGAAAAGCCUGCUGGGGCUGCUGGAGGAGCUGGCGUGGAACCUGCCCGCGAUGCCCUACAGCCCGGCCCCCGACCUCCUCGAGAGUGAUCACUUCUGAGCCCAGCUGCUGGAGGUGAUGCCCGUUGGACAGCACCCCUCUGAGGACAGCGUCACCCCUUCCCCAUUUGCACGAAGAAAUAAAAAUUACUCCCCCGGUCUCCUGUGUCUACUGACAGAAUCACCCCAUAACCACAGUCCUCCUCCCUGGGGUCCCCGCCCUAAGGCCCCAUCCCCCGCUAGGCUCUGGCUAUCUGUGCUUUAGCCUACUUCUUUAUAGGGACAGAUUGAGCAGGGGUCAUCCAAAGGCAGGACGCUGUGGUCAGUCACCUAAGGGAACACAGCCUUACUACUGGACCUGGGGUCAAGAGGAGCAACAAUGCCACCUGAAAGCUUGUCACAAACACAAGCUCUUGGAACCCCUCCCCCCAGUCCUCUUGAGCCCCAAUCUGCACUUUGAUAUGAUCUCCAGAGGUCUGCGGUGCACACAACCCACCACCUCUCACCCCUGGGCUGAGGAUUGAGUUCCACUCUAUCCCAAGCUAUAUCCCCAGCCCCUUAUUCCUAUUGCAACAACAUUCAUGUAACAAAUUCCCCAAUUUUAGCCAUUUAAAACUACAAAAUCAGUGGCUUCCAGUACAUCAACCAUCUUGAAUUCCAAAACAUUUGUAUCAACCCAAAAAGAAACCCUGGGUCAAUUAAACAGUCACUUCCCGUGUCGUGUGCCACCACCCCUGGAACCCACAAAUCUUUCUGUUGUGAUGGACUUGCCUGUAUUCCUCACUGUAUAUAAAUGGAGCCAUGCAAGACGCAA
Cavia porcellus (domestic guinea pig) is the source of this 1311-nucleotide messenger RNA. RefSeq names its product placenta associated 9 (gene Plac9). The transcript is spliced from 4 exons. NCBI's taxonomy places the organism in Eukaryota, Metazoa, Chordata, Mammalia, Rodentia, Caviidae. The record is from RefSeq and is a predicted model, not a curated record. Bases 277 to 558 code for a protein of 93 amino acids.